Struthio camelus australis is the source of this 419-nucleotide messenger RNA. The record is from RefSeq and is a predicted model, not a curated record. Lineage: Eukaryota; Metazoa; Chordata; Aves; Struthioniformes; Struthionidae.
CCCAGCAAGUGAACUGCUAUGGAGCACAGGGAAGACUUCUAACACAUCCAAGGCCCGCGUGACCUGAGCCCAAUCUGCUUGUCUUUCAGUUGCAGUGACUAAGCCCAUCAUCAGGGCUGGUGAGCUGGGACUGAUGGUCCCGGCAGGAGCCAGGACCAGCCUGACCUGUGUGGCCACUGGAUCCCCACCCAUCAGCUACCGCUGGUUCCUGGGAGAGCCGGGAGGAAAAGCUCGGCUUCUGGGCAGUCAGGCCGAACUCACGUUUGACAGUCUGCGACCCUCCGACUCGGGGAAAUACUACUGUGAAGCAGAAAACAGGGUUGGGGCACGUGUCGCGCAGCAGAGCGAUGCUGUAGAGCUGACAGUGAGAGGUGAGUCCCCAUGCUAGAGCUUGUCAUCUCAGCUGCAGGAAAUGAUCA